AUGUUCAGAGUGAUAGCCAACACAACCGUGGUCGUGGAAAAUGGCAUAGACGUGGUUGUCGAGACUGAAACUCGUUUGGUCGAGGCCAAGGAAACUCAUAUGGUCGUGGCUCCUAUGGAGGCCGUGGACAUGGCCGAGGCCGUGGGUAUAGCCAGUCUCAUAGAGGGCUAUGGCCAGGCUAACAUCCUGUUGCCUAAGGCACUAGUAUGUUGGAACAAUAGGGUUUUCACGCCCAACGAUACCUACGACGCAAACCGCCGUCUCAUCCUCUCUUAUCUCCCUUCCAACGUCACGGCUCAAAAUGGUCUCAACUACAACAGCUCCAUCGGACAAGAACCGAACCGUAUUUACGCAACAGGGAUGUGCAUACCAGGAUCAGAUCUAGUUGAGUGCUCUGAAUGUAUCAGAACCACUUCUGAUGCUUUGAUUCAAAGAUGUCAAAACCGAACAGAAGCGUAUGCAUGGCCACAUGAUCCCACGCUUUGCUAUGUGCGCUACUCCAACACUUCUUUCUUAGGAUCUUUAGAUCUUAAUCCGCGUGCUAAUCUCACCAACGGUGCAAAUGUAACCUCAGAUCUGACAGAGUUCAGGAAGAUAUGGGAAGACUUAGCUGUUCGUAUGAUUGAUGCAGCAUCCACAUCCAACAGCACACCAUCCUCUAGUGAUAACUAUUACACAGCUAAUACCGCAGCCUUGAAUCCUUUCCAGGAAAUCUAUGCAUUGAUGCAAUGCACGCCGGAUCUUUCCUCUAGUGAUUGUAAGACUUGCCUCCGAGAGAGCGUACGUCACUACAGGGACCGGCGAUGCUGUAAUACGAGGCAAGGGACCCGUGUCUGGCGGCCAAGCUGUUAUUUCCGGAUGGAGAUGUAUACGUUCUCUAAGGCUUCUUUUGUUAAUUUUUCGUCGGCUUCUCCUCCUCCUCAUGCAGAUGAUCAGGGCAGCAAGAUCAACAAUGGUAAGUUUUCUAAUUGA
This is a messenger RNA of Brassica napus (rape), 972 nucleotides long. Its product is annotated as cysteine-rich receptor-like protein kinase 11. The record is from RefSeq and is a predicted model, not a curated record. NCBI's taxonomy places the organism in Eukaryota, Viridiplantae, Streptophyta, Magnoliopsida, Brassicales, Brassicaceae. The coding region runs from base 1 to 972 and encodes 323 amino acids. The transcript is spliced from 3 exons.